Alternaria arborescens is the source of this 1611-nucleotide messenger RNA. RefSeq names its product Acetamidase. The transcript is spliced from 8 exons. NCBI's taxonomy places the organism in Eukaryota, Fungi, Ascomycota, Dothideomycetes, Pleosporales, Pleosporaceae. Bases 1 to 1611 code for a protein of 536 amino acids. The record is from RefSeq and is a predicted model, not a curated record.
AUGACAUCUGAAGCGAAUUGGGAGAAAGUUGCUGCGGGGAAGCGCGCAGCUCUCGCGGAAUCCAUUCCGACCGAAUAUCGCAUACCGCAAGACAAGAUACCACCAGAGUCUCAACUCGACGUGACAACAUGGCCUAAGGAGUCUGGGUGGUUUACAGCAAACGAGCUUGAGAUCACUGAGAGCAGCGCAAUCCACAUUCUGGACCAGAUCGCGUCGAAAACAUGGAGCGCCGAAGAUGUCACGAUCGCGUUCUGCAAACGCGCAGCAGCAGCGCAGCAAUUGACCAAUUGCCUUAGCGAUGUGUUCUUCAAUGAAGCAGUGCAGCAAGCCAAAUCCCUCGACGACCAUCUCCAGCGAACUGGCAAGAUUGUUGGGCCACUCCAUGGUCUGCCAAUCUCUCUCAAGGACAACUUCAAUAUAAAGGGAAAAGACAGCACUGUAGGCUUCACCUCAUUAGUCAAUCAGCCGGCGGAGUACAAUGCUACGUUGGUGGAUAUACUCGAACGGCUGGGCGCAGUCCGGUAUUGCAAGACAAAUGUGCCGACAGCCAUGAUGAUCGCAGAGUCCGUUAAUAACACAUUCGGACGUACCGUUAAUCCGCUUAAUCGCAAAGUCACGUCUGGCGGCUCUUCAGGCGGAGAAUCAGCCCUCAUUGCGUUUGGAGGUAGUCCUUUAGGCGUCGGGACCGACAUAGGCGGCAGCUUGCGAAUCCCCGCAGCAUGCACCGGCAUCUUCACUCUUCGACCAUCUUUCGGUCGCUUUACAACACAGCGAUGUAGAUCUGGUCUCGCUGGCCAGGAAGCGGUACAGAGCGUCAACGGACCCAUGGGAAAGUCGCUUCAGGAUAUCACCAUGUACUCGAAGGCGAUUGUCGAUGCGGAGCCAUGGAAACUAGACCCAAAGAUGCUGCCUAUCCCGUGGCGGUCAGUUGAUGUUCCGGGGAGACUCAAGAUAGCGGUCCUUUGGAACGAUGGUGUCUGCUUGCCCACACCCCCGGUAACGCGCGCUCUCAAGGAAACGACCGAGAAGCUGAAGAAGGCUGGACAUGAAGUUCUGGAUUGGAAUCCAAGACUACACGGAACUGCGCUGGCACUUCUGGGACGAAUGUUCGUCGCCGAUGGCGGCAAAAGCGUCGAAUCAUUACUCGGGGCGACAGGCGAGCCAUUUCGACCUGAGAUGGUUCAGUACAAAGAUGCCAAAGAAUUGGGCGUAUAUGACAUGUGGAAGCUACAUUCAGAGAGAUCCGAGCUACAACGGCAGUACCUGGAACAGUGGAUGGCGAUCGAAGGGCUCGACGCCAUCUUAGCACCCACGACCCCGUACUCAAGUGUGGCGCAUGGCGAUUUCAAGUACGUCGGGUAUACUGGUGUAUAUAAUGUUGUUGACUAUGCCGCCGUAUCUUUCCCAUGCGGGGUCUCUGUCGACAAAGCAGUCGACAAACACGCGAGUGACUACAAGCCCCAGAGCGACUACUGUCAGGAUGCUUAUAACAGCUAUCAACCUGAGCUAUUACAUGGUCUCCCAGUCAGUCUACAGCUGGUCGCGCAACGGCUAGAAGAGGAAAAGGUGCUGGCUAUGACUGAGUCAGUACUCCAGGCGAUAUACUCUUAG